AUGAACAUCCCCAUCGCCUCCAUCCUGCGGGGCCUGGGAGGAAAAUGUGUUCUCAACUGGGCGCUGGUGUUCUUCCAGAGGAAACACAUCUGCCGAAGCUUCCUGGGAGUUUUCAGUGUGUCCCUGGCUGUCGUCGACACCCUCCUGACCCUCUCCGUCACCGCCCUGCACCUCCAGGCUGAGGGACACCUCCUGGGCUUAAAUCUGACCCGGUACCAUGUGUGUCUGCUGGUCCAGAUCCUCGGAGAAGUGUACAGCGCUCUGCAGUGGCCUGUCGUGAUCGUGGCCGGUUUGGACCAUUUCUUCUGCGUCACUCGGAGGUGGCAGGCCUCCAGCAGGUUGAGCCUCUUUGGGAGCGGCCUGCUGUGGAUCCUCUCUGCUCUCUACGUCUUCCUGCUGUCUGACUUCAGGCCCAUCAUGGAGGAAGUGUUUCACAUCCAGAUCCACCAGUGCUGGGUCUUUCACACCUCUCAGAUCCUGCACAUUGCUACAUCUCUCCUCCUGAUCUUGGGCUGUGCAGCGUUGCAUGCUGGACGCCUGACAUUAAAACAUCCUCCUUUAAAAGAUCAAAUUACAGACCAAAGUAGAGCUCACUCCAGAAUAAAUUUUGUUCUCCAGACCCUGCAUAUAUUUCUGAACACAUGGGCUCUGCUCCUGGUGAUCCUGGCCGUGCUCCUCCUGCUGCCUGUGGGGAUACCUGCGUACCUGGGCCUGAACAGCGCCUGGCUCUGCUUCCUCAACAGCCUCCUGAUAGCAGUGGUUUUAUGUGCAGUGUGUCCAGCCUCGCAGCUGGGGCAGGGCGGGGGGGUCGUGCCCACCGACAGCUUCUGUGAGUGGAGAUUUACAUUUAGCCCGCCUUCGGAGGACAGCGCACGACCACACAGGUAA
Molecule: messenger RNA, 888 nt
Organism: Gymnodraco acuticeps
Lineage: Eukaryota; Metazoa; Chordata; Actinopteri; Perciformes; Bathydraconidae
Gene: gpr160
Product: G protein-coupled receptor 160
Exons: 1
Coding region: 1-888 (295 amino acids)
Cellular component (GO): signaling receptor complex; plasma membrane
Source: RefSeq, a predicted model, not a curated record